UUAUUGGCUAACGGAAUCGAUGACUUCCGGAAACAAAAAUGCGCUCAUUUUUGCCUGCAGUGGCCGAACAGCUUUUCCGAGAUAUUCAAAAAACAUACCAGGAAACAUCUCAAAUUCCUGAUGACCUGCUUAUUGGGCUGAAGUUUGUGUUCGGGCCUUGUGCACUGCAGGCUCUGGACCUAGUUGACCAGCGUUCAGUCACCUGCCUGUCGUCUCCCAGUGGACGCAAAGCAUUUCAGGUGAUAGGAGGCUCUGGGCGUUUGUACACCUGCUUUGUGUCCUGUCACUACUGCCCGUGUCCAGCCUUCGCUUACACUGUGCUCCGCAGAAACGAGGGCCCGCUGUGCAAACACAUCCUGGCCGUCUACCUGUGUCAGGCCAUGGGCGUGACUCAGCAGGAGAGUGUGUCCGAUCAGCAGAUGUCCAUGCUGCUCAGUGGGACAGCCCCCCCGUGACACCCAGGUACAUUCAGUACAGCAGGUGGACCCAGCACGCCCUCGAGGAUGAGAGCCGAUGUUUGGAACUGGCCUCUUUAGGUCACUGCAGAGAGGAUGGGAGCACGGGAUCAUUAGCGUGGCUUCGGCUCUUUCAUAUGUCUCUCUGAAAGACACCAGAUGUUGCUUUAUUUAUUUUGUCUUUUGGAAGAGCUCUUAGUCUGUUUCCAGGGAGACGACAUCUGUCAUCUGUUCAUUGAGAAUGUUUCGGCUUUAUUUUUAGGUUCUUUUUGGCUGAAGCUGCAUCAAUUAGGGAAGUAGCGAAUGUCUGCAAGAAAUGUAAGAAACUUCAGUCUUUAACAAUGUGUCAUAUAUAAAUAUAAAUGGUCAAAUGAUUUAAAGUUGCAAUUUUAUGAAUAAACACUGGUCUGUAACAA
Molecule: messenger RNA, 871 nt
Organism: Morone saxatilis (striped sea-bass)
Lineage: Eukaryota; Metazoa; Chordata; Actinopteri; Moronidae
Gene: zswim7
Product: zinc finger, SWIM-type containing 7
Exons: 5
Coding region: 39-455 (138 amino acids)
Biological process (GO): double-strand break repair via homologous recombination
Cellular component (GO): Shu complex
Molecular function (GO): zinc ion binding
Source: RefSeq, a predicted model, not a curated record